AUGAGUCAAUUCAUUAUAUUAUUUUUUUUGUUGGUGGUAAUAAAUGCAGAAACAUGUCCUGAGAUCCUUUCAACUUGUUCUUCUUGUUCAAAAGACUCAGAUGGAAAUUAUGUCUGUAGUGAUUGUGUUAGUGACUGUAUACUUAUUAAUAGCUCUUGUAUAAUCCCUGAAAGAGGAGAUGAAAAAUGCAGAUGUCCUAGUUAUUCUAAAGUUGUUGAUGGGGUGUGUGUUUGCAAUAAUAACAGAUAUUAUGAUUCUGCAAAAGGUAUUUGUCAAAAGUGUACUAACAAUAACCCUCAAUGUAGUUCUUGUAAUGAGACCAAUGGUGAAUGUACUUCUUGUAAAAAUCCAUAUGUAUUAGAUGAAAAAACAAAGCUGUGUGUGAGUGGUUUGUUCUUUAUAUAA
Messenger RNA from Entamoeba nuttalli P19, 405 nucleotides. Its product is annotated as CXXC-rich protein. NCBI's taxonomy places the organism in Eukaryota, Evosea, Mastigamoebida, Endamoebidae. The record is from RefSeq and is a predicted model, not a curated record. The transcript has a single exon. Bases 1 to 405 code for a protein of 134 amino acids.